This is a messenger RNA of Ceratitis capitata (Mediterranean fruit fly), 7166 nucleotides long. It is a transcript of the gene Delta, whose product is annotated as neurogenic locus protein delta. Gene Ontology annotation, cellular component: plasma membrane; protein-containing complex. Lineage: Eukaryota; Metazoa; Arthropoda; Insecta; Diptera; Tephritidae. Gene Ontology annotation, molecular function: calcium ion binding. Bases 1483 to 4149 code for a protein of 888 amino acids. Gene Ontology annotation, biological process: cell communication; establishment or maintenance of epithelial cell apical/basal polarity; Notch signaling pathway. The transcript is spliced from 6 exons. The record is from RefSeq and is a predicted model, not a curated record.
CGGCAGUUUUGAAUUGAAGUUGGCGCUGUGAACGUCGUCGGGUUCAGCGCAUCGCACAACGCCAAUCAGAAAACCUGAAGCAAACACACAGCAACAAAGCAAGCUACAUACAUUCUUACAACUCUGCUGCUGGAGUUCUAAAAGAAAAAGAAGUGUUUGAAGACGUACAAAUUUUAUUUUACACGAUAAACAGGGAUAAUUGCUGGAUUUGUACGCAAUAGUGCAGUGGCGCGUUAAAAAGAAAAUUUUUAAAAUUAUUAAGAAAAAUACUUAAUAGUUUAACAAAAAAUGCAUGCAUUUUUUUAAGAAUACUUAAGUUAUAUACAAAGUGAUGAAAGUGCAUUUGCAGCAGACAGCAAAAAUACGGAAUUAGAAAAGUUUCCGAGUGCAGCCCUAUUGAUGAUCCAAUCAUUCCAUGUGCUUUUGUGUUGUAUAAAAAAAAAAAAAUUAUUAACAAUUCAAACAAACUGAGCAUUUCUAGAAACAAAAAAAAAAAACAAAAAACAAAUCGGUGUUAAAUGCGAAUUUUCGAAAAACUGUUUGGUGGUGAAAUUAUUGUGUUAUAAAAGCGUUUGCCAAUAAGAAAAGCACAUUUGUAUAGAAAAUAGCAAACGCCGAAAAGCAUUUUUCGGCUGCUUGAAAACGCAAGUAAACCGUUACUUUAUGUUACGCGCUCAAAGUCGCUGUCGCCGACACGCAUGAUAAUCAACUGCGCAGCCCGAAAAUGUCAAAAGUUCACGUGCUCUGACACCCACGCAAUGCAGAUUGCAAAGAACUUUAUAUAUUGUAAAAAACACAAAAUACAUUAAUUAAAAAACAUAAAACUGUUUAAAAAAUGAACAAACGCAAAUAGAACGAAAACUGAAAGUGCAUGUGCAGUAGGCAGUUAAAAAAUAAAUAAUAACAAUCAGCAUGUCUGCAAGAAGUUGAAACUAUACAAUUAAAACGAAACAAAAAAAAAAAAAUUAGCCACGCAUGUGGCAUAGUGUGAAUAUUAAAAAAAAAUACAUAUAUAUUUACACACGAUUAUUUCAAAAAAGACAGCCAUGCUGAGCUAACGACUAAUUAAGUGUUGCAAGAAACUACCUACUAAAUAUAUACCUACAUACAUAUAUUAUAUUUUCUAAACAUACAUAUAGUAUAUUUUUAAUGGAUUUAUAUUUAUUGUGUGCGAAAGUCCAAACUACAAAAAAGUGUACAAGAACACCACAAUUCUAUUUGCUGAUUUUGAGCUUUUGCUGAUGCUCAGUGGCUAACAAAUUUAUUUAAAAAAAAAAAAACGAGAAAAGUGUUGAAAUUUCUCAAACGCCACCGCAAAGGAUAUUCAUACGGUACAAAAUACGCGCUGCCGAAAAUAUUCGAACCAAAGCGGAAAAUAAACAGACAAGUGCCGUGCAAACUAUAAAAUUGGAUUACACACAAACAUACCUCUCAUAAAAAAAGGAUUAACAUCUAACCAGAAACGUAUACGAAAUCUUCAAAAUGCAUUGGAUUAAAAUUAUAACAGUCACAAUCCUAACGCUCUUUGUCGUUGCCAAUGAGGUUCACAGUUCCGGUUUGUUCGAAUUACGUUUACGUUAUUUCAACAAUGAUUACGGUCGCGAUAGCGAAGGCAAUUGCUGUAGCGGCAUUUCCGAUCCGCAAACUGGCAAAUGUAUCGGUACAUGUAAGACACGGUUUCGCGUUUGCCUCAAACAUUAUCAGGCGAAAAUCGAUACGACAUCACCCUGUACGUAUGGUGAUGUUGUGACGCCGAUACUCGGUGAAAAUUCGGUAAAUCUAACGAAUACGCAAAAAUUCAAAAGUAAAGGCUUCACGAAUCCCAUACAAUUUGCAUUCAAUUUCGCAUGGCCGGGCACGUUCACGUUGAUCGUCGAGGCAUUGCAUGAUACGAACAAUAGCGCUAAUGCGCGUUCAAGCAGCUUACUAAUUCAACGUUUAUCGCUGCAACAAGUGCUCGAAGUAUCACCCGAGUGGAAAACGAAUAAGAGCGAGGCGCAAUACACAUGGUUGGAAUAUGAUUUUCGUGUUACCUGCGAUCCGCAUUACUAUGGUGCAGGCUGUGCGAAUUUGUGUCGUCCACGUGAUGAUCCUUUCGGUCAUUAUACCUGUUCUGAUGGUGGAGAAAUUAUUUGCUUGACUGGUUGGCAGGGUGAUUACUGUGAUAAAGCUGAAUGCACGAAAGGCUGCGAACACGGUCAUUGCGACAAGCCCAAUCAAUGCAUUUGUCAAACCGGUUGGAAGGGACCUCUCUGCAACGAAUGCGAGCCCUACCCGGGCUGCGUACAUGGCACAUGCAACAAACCAUGGAAAUGCAUCUGUAAAGAAGGCUGGGGUGGUCUACUCUGCAAUCAGGAUUUAAACUACUGCACAAAUCAUCGUCCCUGCCAGAACGGCGGCACCUGUUUCAACACUGGACCCGAUUUAUACACCUGCAAAUGCCCACCGAACUUCACCGGUACUGAAUGCCAAAAUGAAAUAACUUCCUGUAAAGAAGGUAAUCCCUGUCAAAAUGGCGGCGCUUGUGUUGAUGACGCCUCUAGUCGUGGCUACAAAUGCCAGUGUCUCAAAGACUGGGGUGGUCCGUUGUGCGAAGAAAGAGUGAUAACGUGUUUGGAUAAACCUUGUCGUCAUGGCAGCUGUCGCAACACCACAAAGGGAUUUCAGUGUGACUGCCCGAGCGGUUAUAGUGGACGGAUCUGUGAGCUGCAUGUGGAUAACUGUAAUCCGAAUCCCUGCCAGAAUGGUGGUAGCUGUUUUAUGACCUCAUUCGGCAAUCAUAAUUGCCAGUGCCGCAGCGGUUUUACCGGCAGCAUGUGUGAACAGAACAUCGAUGACUGUCAGGGCAAUCCCUGUCAUAAUGGCGGCACCUGUAUCGAUAUGAUCAAUCAAUUUCGUUGUCAAUGCGUACCUGGCUACUUGGGCUCAUUGUGCUCGGAUAAGGUCGACUUGUGCUUGACAAAGCCGUGCGCGAAUGGCGGCACCUGCACGAACCUCAACAACGACUACAAAUGUACAUGUCGUGCCGGCUUCACUGGUAAGGACUGUUCGAUUGACAUUGACGAAUGCAUGUCAGCGCCCUGCCGCAACGGUGGCACCUGUGUUAAUCGCGUCAAUAGUUUCCACUGCGUUUGCGCCAACAACUAUCACGGCAAACAGUGUGAGGAGGAGUCCUUUACAUCGGCUUCAUACAAUGCGCGUCCAUAUCAGGCAACACCGCAGCCACGCAGCGAUGGUUUGACAAGCGGACAAGUUUUUCUGAUUGCAAUCCUAUCGGUGGCAAUGCCUGUGGUGGCUGUGAUCGCAGCAUGCGUUGUGGUUUGCAUGAAACGUAAACGAAAGCGUGCGCAGGAGAAGGAUGAUGCCGAGGCGCGCAAACAAAACGAACAGAACGCGGUGGCGACAUUACAUCACAACGCGAACGUUGGCGGUGGCAUGGGUGUUAUGAGCGGAGUGGUCGGUGGUGUUGGCUUGGGUGUGAAACGUACUUCCUCCUCUGGCCUCACAUUCGACAAUUCGAAUCCUAACAUUAUCAAAAAUACAUGGGACAAAUCGGUGAAUAACAUUUCGGCCUCGGCGAGCACAGACGACUGUCUCAACACAUCACUCUACGGCAGUGCGCUGGCUAACUAUGCAGCAGAUAACAACGCCAACUCUGAAUAUUGCGGUGUCGGUCAAAUAGCGCCACUGCAACGCGCCAAAUCACAAAAGCAACUCAACACAGACCCCACCCUCAUGCAUCGUGCCUCACAACUCCUGCAUAGCGCCGCAAGCGCCGUAGCUGGUGUUAGCGCUACUGCUGUCGCUGGCAAUGGUGGUGUUGGUGGUGGUGCCGGCAUGAACGGCGUAGUGGGUGGCGCUAAUGGCGCUGUUGGUGGCGGUGGUGGUGCAACCAAAGAAUAUGCCAUACAUGGCAACAGCGCCGGCGAAGGUAAACGCAUAUCGGUGUUGGGCGAGAACGCCUAUUGCAGUCAACGGUGGCCAUCAUCGGCGGCAGCAGGUGUGACUGGUGGUUGCGCGUCACAAAUGCUGGCUGCCUCUGCAGCAGCAGCGGCGGCGGCGGCGGGGAGUAGUUCAGCGGCAGCGUCCGCAGCGCAUCAGCAGCAACAACAGGUGCGCGCCGUGAUGUGUGGCACGCCGCAUAUGUGAGCGACGCGCGGCUGCCGCGCUGGUGAGCAGUUUUUGGCUGUGGCGUCAACUGAGAUGGGCGCGCGCGGUAGGCUACGCGUGCGUGCAUUUGUGGCGCGCUGGUGGGGGCACGCUUAGUGAGUGAGCUUAACGAGCCGCUGUAUAUUUGCUGCGAAAUUUCUCAAGAGAAAACCACACGCGUUUUUUUUUUUAAAUUCAUUUCAAUUUUAAUUUACAAUUUUUAUGCUAAUACGCGUAUAAGCAAGUAUUUUUAGGCAAAAUUGUGCUGCUACCUUUUCAACUACAUACAUAUAUAUAUAUAUAUAUAUAUAUAAAUAACUUAUAAUUUUGUAAAUUUUCGCUGAUGAAAUGGACUGACGUUAAUAAGGAAUUUAUUGUAAAAAGCCGUAUAAAUUAUUUAAAAUUAAUUAGACUAGACUUAAGACAUUUACUUGUGCGAAUGAACGCGCGAGAUCGUGUACGAAUCGGAAGACGUGAAGAUUUUUUUUAUAAUUUUCUUUUAAUUAAAUUUCCAUGUACGUGUGUGCAUAUGUAGAAUUUACGGGAGGAGAAAGAACGACCUUAGUGUUAUGAAAUUUUUUUUUUAAUUGUUUAAUUAACUUACUAAAUUGUAAUAUUUACUAAGCGAAAACAUACAAUUGACGCAUUCCGCAAUUAGCAAACGACGAGUAUUUUUUUAUAUGACGCAGCCACACAAGAAGAGAAGAAAAACAUUAAGAAAAACACAGAUUCUAAGUACGAUUUCGAUUAUGUUUAAUAGAAGAUUUUCGCAUUUAACCAAGAAAAAAGCUUAGUAAUUGCAAACAGUUUAAAUAAUAUAUAUAUAUAUUUUUUUUUUUUUUACUUUGAUAUUUUUCCGGUUGGAGUGCGCUGAUUGCUGUGACGAUCUUUGAUGCAUUAACGAAUUAGUAAUUAAAAAAAAAAAACACACACACACUUAAAAAUGACAAAGCCGCUCUAAUGAACCUUAAACGAAAACAAAAAGACAAAAAUGCUUGUAAACUUGACUUUUUUAAUUUUUGCAUGCGUUUGAAAACGAAAUCCAAGUGUUUCGAAAAUAAAUAUAUUUUUUAUAUAUAUUUUUUAUGUAAUAUUUGAAAAGCACUAAAAAUGCCAUUUUUCGAUAUUUUGUAAAUAUAAAAAUUUUCAAAUUUCUUUGCAUAUUUAAAAAAACAAAAAAAAUAAUAAUAAUAAUAUUUUGUGCUUAUAAAGUUUUUGAAUUAGACAAAGAAAAGAAAUGAAUGACCUGUAUAUAUUAGUCUUAGAUUAGACACUUUCGACUCUGCAUAAAUGUUAGUUUAUUAACAACAAAAAAAAAAUUCUCAAUUUUUCAAUUUAUUUUAAAGGUGUUUGUAGUUUUUGUAAGGGCAAGAAAUGGGCGCCAAAUUAUAAUUUUCUGAAGACGAAAAAUAAAAAAAAAAUAUACAAAGCAACUAGUUUUCGAAAUUGAAGUUUUGUACUAAAAAUCUUAAGUAAAAAACAAAAAGAUUUGAACAAAUAAAAAAUUAAAAACAAAUUAUUUGUUUAGAAAAAAAAAAUUAUUUAUUUUGAAAAAGAUAAUAAUUUAGCGUUUGGUAACACAAAUAUGCUUACGGUAUUUAAAUUUUAUAGACACACGGCGCUAAUUUGAACUCAAAAACAUAUUAACGCUGAGUGUUUGAAUGUUACUUUGUAAGUAUAGAAAGAAAGUUGCAUUUAACUCUAACUUUGCUAUUAAAUUGACUAUUUUAAGCUAUCCAUUACAAAAAAAAAAAAAAUAUUUUUAUUCUCCUUUUUUUUUAUAAAUAUUUCUUAAAAUAUAUUUAAAAUUUUUUUUUUUAUUUUUCCACUGCAAAACUUUGAGACUACGUUUUUUGGCCUUACAAAACACGCACACACACACACACACACCUAUCUAACGCACUCUAGCUAAUUAGUUACAUUUAUUUAUAAAUUUUUUUUUUACAUAUUUGUAUGCCACUUUAGUAUAAAUUUUGUCUUAAGUAAGUAGUAUACAAAAGCAAAACAAACAAACCAAUAAAUUAAAAUUAGACACCUAUAAAAGUGAAGACAAAACUAUACUAUAAUAAUAAUAACGAAAAAAAAAAUGAAAAAAGUUAUUAGUGAUGCCACUUAUUCCUAAAAAUUAAAAAACUUAUCUAUCUACGCUAUUUUUAUUUAUAUACAUGCAUACAUAUUUAGUUAAACUAUUAGAAAUCGAGUAAAUAAAGAACAACGAAAUCUAAAAAGUUCAAAAAAAAAAAAAUAAAUAAAAAAAUUGCAUUUACUUUUGACAUUUUGGCCUAUCUUGUAUAAAUAAAACUGAAUUACAAAAACAAAAAAAUUAAGAAAAAAAAUUGUGUGUUACACUUUUCAUAAUACAAUUAGUUUUUGAAAAAAAGUUUACAUAACUUCUUUACAACAAAUGUGGCAUGAAAUUGAGUUCAAUACAAUUUUAACGAAAUGUUAACGCGCACACAGACCGCCGACACACAUACAUACAUACAAUGCGUAUUGCAUUUUGAGCGUUGCAAUUGAGCGCUUCACAAGCGACAAAGCACAAAUUUGAAUUGGAAAGCACACACACACACACAUACAAUAGCAAAUCCACACAUAUACAUAAAUAAUCUAAACAAAAUUUACCGUAACAAUGUAUUGAAUUUAUUAAUUUGUAAGCACAAAUUGUAUGAGAAUGAAAUGUUUGAACUUCUUCGCACAGCAGUCUAUUAAGUAAAAAAAAAGAAUAAAAAUGUACAACCACAGCAGGAUAAAACAAAAAAUUAUUUCUUUAUUUCGAAACAACUCGUAGCGAAAUUCUGUAAAAUCUAAAGUAAUUAAUUGUGAAAUAAAUGCAAAAAAAAAACAUAAAUAAAUAAAAUAUUUCAAUUUAAAAAAAAGCAUGUAUUGUGCAAGUUAAGUGCAAACCACCACAUAUAUAUAUUUAUAUGUAUUUAUGUAUGUGUGCAUAUAUACUCACAAAAUGUAAUGUAUAACUAUGAUCUGUUCUAUGGCAAGACUAGCAAAUAGUAGCAAGUAAA